This is a messenger RNA of Drosophila busckii, 2194 nucleotides long. RefSeq lists its product as uncharacterized. The record is from RefSeq and is a predicted model, not a curated record. The coding region runs from base 71 to 2077 and encodes 668 amino acids. Lineage: Eukaryota; Metazoa; Arthropoda; Insecta; Diptera; Drosophilidae. The transcript is spliced from 3 exons.
GUAAUAAAUUCCCAUAGAUUAUCGAAUUUAAUAAUUUAAAAAAUACAUAUUGUUAGAGUAGUUACUUAAAAUGAUUGAUAUACUAUCAUUACCACGCCGUAAUAAUGUGGCAGCCAGCUUUAACCUGACCAAGCAGCCAAAUUACAAGACAGGCUUGCCGAUCAACAGUUUACCCGGCUGGGAGCAUAUACCGCUCAAUUGCAAGCUGCCCAUGCUCAAGUGUCCUGGCAAGCAGGUUAUAUUUUCUAUGGAUAAGAUUGGACAAACGUUCAAAUGCGAUCAGCUAGACUUCGAUUCAGCUGUAACAGAGCAUACGCGAGAGUAUAAUCCACUGCAUGACUCCAACCUGAAGACCUUCUACUCCAACGAGCGCAAUCUAAAGCGUUUGCGUGAGAACGGUGAAAUCACAGAUGACAACGAUGUUAUUUGCACAUUGAAGGAUUUCAAUCGUUAUCGCGAGGAUUUGCACAAGUCCCAGCUGUACUAUGUGCUGCAAGCGUACAGACAACGCGAAGAGGAGCACUAUGAUCGGCUGCUUAUAGCAAAUGCCGAAAGCAUUUCCAGGCGAGAUGCAAACAAUGCAGCGAGUCGACGUUCCACACACGAGGAGGUGUUGGAUCGCAAACGGCGCUUGGAAGAGGAGAAGCAUUUGCGCAAGCUACAAUUGGUGAAUAUAACCGAGGAGAAGUUUAAGCGACUGGAGGGCAUGACAGCGAUGCAACAUAUGCUGCUCGAGCAUCGUAAAAUGUUGACCAAUAUGCGCAUACAGACGCAUUUGAAUCUGCACCAGGAUCUGCAGCGCAAGCACUUGAUAAAGCUGAAGAAACUAUUUCAGUUCAAAAAAGAUCGUUAUAAUAAAAAUGUACGUCAUUUGCACAAGCAACGUUUGAGCAAACAUACCGAAGGACAAAUGCAAUCCUGGCACAAGCGACUGGACGAGCGCAUUGCGCAUCAAUUUCGCAUACAAGUGUUGCUGCAAGAGCUGGAAAAGGAGCGCGAAAAGUUCAUUGCGAGCCAUAGGGCCAAGUACGUGGCUAUGUGGCAUGCGUUCCAGGAGAAGAUCAAAGAGCGUACGCGUCAAAGGGUCAAAGAGCGUCAGCCCAAGCGUCGCGUCAAGAAACGAAAUCCCAAGAAAGUGCAGUCUACAUUCUGUGAUGAGUAUCAGGCCACGUUUGAGGGUCUGCUGGACAGUCAGCUUUGCUAUGCAUUGAAUGCUGCCAUGGCAAUGGAAGGGCAGACGCCAGUGACCUUUGCGCCAGACGAUCCCAUCUAUAAGGCAGCCCAAUAUAUACUCACUCACAUCUUGCAUGAAUUCAAUGAGGAUUUGAGCGACGAUGCUUGUGCUAUGAGUGUAAUCUCUACGCGCGUUACGGACUUCCUCUGCGAUGCUAAGAAAUAUGUGCAUACGAAAGCAACGCAAAUCAUUGAUUUUGCGCGGGAUAACAACAUCAUGGAAGCCAUACCACCCACACUGAUGAAGACAUCGGAGCAACCGCCAAAGAAUACAGCACGUGUUUCACAUGUAUCCUUUAGCGGCGUUGCCUGCACCAUUGGCAUGGGCAGCUAUGAGAUACAUCCCUUCGUCGAUGUGCGUCCCUGCACAGAGCGACGACCCACGCCCGCGGGUUCGUUGGCCUCGCUGGUGGUUAGCCACAUUGGCGAGCAGGUUAUACAGGAGAAGGUGCGGCUGCCGCAUUUGAACCGUAUGCAGAUUGUCUUUAUUGAGCACUAUUUGGUCAAGUUCAAGCGGGAGCUGCUAGUGGGAUUGGAUAAGCAAGUGUUCACCGCCAUACAGUGUCACUUUGAGAAUCGCAUUAUGGAGGUGCGUGAGGAGCUGCUCGAGCUGGAUAAGACCUUUUUGUAUAAGCAAAUUUCUAAUGGUAUACUAAGUUUUGCCACCAAUCCCUUUAAUUAUCGAUCUGCACUCAUGCUGGCCAUAAGCGUGCUUUCAAGUGAAAUAAUUUGGGAGCUGCAGCAGUCCCUGCUCAAGCCGGGCAUAGAUCCACGUGCCAUGACCCACCCCAUUAGCUGUGGCACAGAUCGAGAACGCGAGCAGCGCGCUUUUUGUUCCACUUAAUUGCAAUUGCUGUAUACACAAACACUCUGGGUGCUAACAGUUGUUGUCUUGUAUGUUUAACAAAUUCUAUGUGAAAUAGUAAUUGUAAAAGGUAAAUUACUUACCGAUUUAAAGUAU